AUUUCUGCUAGUCUUGCUUGCUUCUUCCUUCUUCUCUCUAAUUUUGGUUGCCCCGAAGCUUCAGCCAGGCUUUCAACUGAAUAUCCAUUGGAAUUGGAAUGCCACCGCACCGGACCGCAGUUGGAAGCCUCGAUCCAAUCUUGUAACGAGAAGGGAAUUCCCUGUUAGAUCCGUACCCUGUUUCUUGUAUAAACUUCAAGUUAUUUGAAAUUGUUGGACAAGAUUUAGACUGAAAAAAAAAUGCUGAGGUUAAAGGCUUUUCGUCCCACAAAUGAUAAGAUCGUCAAGAUCCAAAUGCACCCAACUCACCCCUGGCUUGUCACCUCCGAUGCAUCCGAUCACGUCUCCGUUUGGAAUUGGGAACACCGCCAGGUGAUUUAUGAGCUGAAAGGUGGGGGUGUUGAUGAGAGGCGUUUGGUUGGUGCUAAAUUGGAGAAGCUCGCAGAGGGCGAAUCAGAGCCUAAAGGGAAACCUACAGAAGCAAUCAGAGGUGGGAGUGUUAAGCAGGUAAGCUUUUAUGAUGAUGAUGUGCGGUUUUGGCAACUUUGGCGCAACCGCUCUGCUGCUGCUGAGGCUCCAUCCGCUGUGAAUAAUGUUACUUCGGCUUUUAGUACUCCAGCCCCUUCAACUAAAGGACGGCAUUUUCUUGUAAUAUGUUGUGAGAACAAAGCCAUUUUUCUAGAUUUGGUGACAAUGCGUGGGCGUGAUGUUCCAAAGCAAGAUCUUGACAACAAAUCGCUUCUUUGUAUGGAAUUUCUAGCAAAGUCGGCGGCUAAUGAGGGUCCUCUAGUGGCUUUUGGUGGAUCAGAUGGUGUAAUAAGAGUCCUUUCAAUGAUAACGUGGAAGGUUCCUUCUUCUAAGUGCUUUGCUCUUUUAAUUUGGCCAUUGAUAUUUUGCCCAGUUGUGUCUGAGAAUAUGCAAGUGCCAAGGAUUGGUGUGAUGUGGUUUCUCUUCCCUCUGCAGCUUGCUCGUAGGUAUACUGGAGGUCACAAGGGGUCAAUUGCUUGUUUGAUGACCUUCAUGGCUUCAUCUGGCGAGGCAUUUUUGGUUUCUGGCGGUAGUGAUGGUUUGCUUGUCCUCUGGAGUGCAGAUUAUGGGCAUGAUUCACGAGAACUUGUGCCUAAGCUGAGCUUAAAAGCCCAUGAAGGUGGUGUUACAGCUGUCGAGCUGUCUAGAGUGAUUGGUGGGGCACCCCAGCUAAUCACAAUUGGUGCAGACAAAACUUUAGCUAUCUGGGACACGAUUUCGUUUAAGGAAUUGCGUCGAAUAAAACCUGUGUCAAAAUUGGCUUGUCAUAGUGUGGCAUCCUGGUGCCAUCCUCGGGCUCCCAACCUCGACAUCCUAACCUGUGUCAAGGAUUCUCAUAUAUGGGCUAUUGAGCACCCAACUUACUCUGCUCUUACAAGGCCAUUGUGCGAACUGUCCUCAUUAGUGCCACCUCAACUACUUGCAUCUAAUAAGAAGCUAAGAGUCUAUUCUAUGGUUGCACAUCCUCUUCAGCCUCAUUUUGUUGCUACUGGAACCAAUAUUGGUAUCAUUGUUUGUGAGUUCGAUCCUAGAUCUCUUCCACCUGUAGCUGCACUGCCAACAGCUCCAGGAAGCCGAGAACAUGCUGCUGUAUAUGUCAUUGAGAGGGAAUUGAAGCUAGUACAAUUUCAAUUAUCUAAUACAGUGAAUCCGGCACUUGGGAGUAAUGGUUCCUUGAGUGACACCGGAAGGAUCAGGGGAGAUGCACCUGAUCAACUGAAUGUUAAGCAAAUCAAAAAGCAUAUUAGUACUCCUGUUCCACAUGAUUCAUACUCGGUUCUUUCUGUGAGCAGUUCUGGGAAGUACCUGGGUGUUGUGUGGCCUGACAUUCCAUACUUCUCCAUUUACAAGGUCAGUGAUUGGUCAAUUGUUGAUUCAGGCAGUGCAAGGCUUUUGUCUUGGGACACGUGUCGAGAUAGGUUUGCGAUACUUGAAUCUGCUGUAACUCCUAGAAUGCCUAUAAUGCCUAAAGGCUCGUCAAGAAAAGCUAAGGAAGCUGCUGCUGUUGCAGCACAAGCAGCUGCAGCUGCUGCUUCAGCUGCUUCAUCCGCCAGUGUUCAAGUUCGCAUACUUCUGGAUGAUGGGACAUCAAAUAUAUUGAUGAGGUCAGUUGGCAGUCGCAGUGAACCAGUCAUUGGUUUGCACGGGGGUGCACUACUUGGUGUUGCUUAUCGAACGUCACGAAGGGUCAGUCCUGGGGCUGCUACUGCUAUUUCAACAAUUCAGUCAAUGCCCUUGUCCGGCUUUUCAAGUGCUGUUUCCUCUUUCAGCGCUUUAGAUGAUGGUUUUUCUUCUCGGAGACCUUCAACUGAAGCAACACCAUUGAACUUCCAACUAUACAGCUGGGAGAGUUUCCAGCCAGUUGGUGAUCUUCUUCCUCAGCCUGAAUGGACUGCAUGGGAUCAAACAGUUGAGUAUUGUGCUUUUGCCUAUCAGCAUUACAUAGUCAUAUCUUCUUUGCGUCCUCAGUAUCGAUGCUUGGGAGAUGUAGCAAUUCCUCAUGCUACUGGGGCUGUUUGGCACCGGAGGCAGUUAUUUGUUGUCACACCGACUGCGAUAGAGUGUGUUUUUGUUGAUGCUGGUGUUGCACCUAUUGAUAUAGAAACCAAGAAAAGAAAAGAAGAGAUGCGACUUAAAGAGGCUCAGGCAAGAGCUGUUGCCGAACAUGGGGAAUUAGCAUUAAUUACAGUUGAUAGCCAGCAAACUACAUCACAAGAUAGGGUAAAAUUGAGACCGCCAAUGCUCCAAGUUGUGCGAUUAGCUUCUUUUCAGCAUUCUCCCUCUGUGCCUCCAUUUCUAAGUUUGCCAAAGCAAUCUAAAGGUGAGAAUGAUGAUUCAGCAAUGCCAAGAGAGGCGGAAGAAAGGAAAGUCAAUGAAGUUGCUGUUGGUGGUGGUGGGGUUGCUGUUGCAGUUACUCGGUUUCCAGGUGAGCAAAAGCGACCAGUUGGACCUCUUGUAGUUGUGGGUGUUCGAGAUGGUGUCCUUUGGCUUAUAGAUAGGUACAUGUGUGCCCAUGCAAUAUCCCUUGGCCAUCCUGGUAUUCGUUGCCGAUGUCUUGCAGCCUAUGGAGAUGCAGUUAGUGCAGUGAAAUGGGCUAGUAGGCUGGGCAGAGAACAUCAUGAUGAUUUAGCACAGUUCAUGCUUGGGAUGGGUUAUGCUACUGAAGCACUUCAUUUGCCCGGGAUAUCCAAGAGGCUGGAAUUUGAUCUGGCCAUGCAGAGCAGUGAUCUUAAAAGAGCUCUUCAAUGCCUUCUAACAAUGAGCAACAGCAGGGAUUUAGGACAAGAAACUCUUGGUUUGGACUUGAAUGACAUCAUGAAUCUAAAUGCAAAAAAGGAAAAUGUUGUCGAUGCUGUAGAAGGGAUAGUUAAAUUUGCGAAGGAAUUUUUGGAUCUUAUAGAUGCUGCAGAUGCAACUGCUCAAGCUGACAUUGCCCGUGAAGCUCUUAAGCGUUUAGCUGCUGCUGGGUCCUUGAAGGGAGCUUUACGUGGUCAUGAGUUGCGAGGACUUGCUUUGCGUCUUGCAAAUCACGGGGAGUUGACAAGACUGAGUAAUCUGGUCAACAAUAUGAUAUCGGUCGGCUCAGGGAGGGAAGCAGCAUUUGCUGCUGCUGUUUUGGGAGACAAUGCUCUCAUGGAGAAAGCAUGGAAGGAAACUGGGAUGCUUGCUGAGGCUGUGCUCCAUGCUCAGGCUCAUGGGCGGCCUACACUGAGGAGUUUGGUUCAGGAAUGGAAUAAAGAGCUACAGAAGGAGAUGGAACCCAUUCCCUCAUCGAAAACAGAUGCUGCUACUGCAUUUCUGGCUUCCCUCGAGGAACCUAAGUUCACAAGUUUGGCCGAUGCUGCAAAGAAGCCCCCAAUUGAAAUUCUGCCUCCAGGAAUGGCAUCUCUGUAUGGUCCUAAUCCUGGUCAGGGCAAACCUCCUCCAGCCGCUCAAGGUCAAAAGCAGCAGCCGGCUAAGCAGUUGCUCUUGGAAGGACCAAAUGCCACUGCUCAAAAUGCAUCGGCUCAAUCGGAAACGGUUGCCCCAACUACAUCAGAAUCCAUUGCUCCGCCCAAAUCAGAUUCUGAUGCUCCGAAUACAUCACAAUCAGGUACCGCACCUACAUCAGAGUCUAGUGUGCCACCUUCUGAGUCAGGUGCGACCUCAUUGGAGGCGGACACUUCAGUUCCUCCAGAUUCAAAUACUCAAGUACCUGCAGAGUCAAAUGGAAAAGCUGCAGAAAACCAAAGGCCCGUUGAUGAAACUGGUGUCGACAAUCCAAAUGCAACACCAGAAAGUGUGCCUUCGGUAUCUAGUAAUAGUCCAUCCACAUCAGACACUGCUUCCCAUCCACCAAACAAUCAGGGUUCAGAUGUUAACUCAGCACCUCCAAUGAUUGAUUUCUCCUGACGGGCAGUCUACCUGCUGAUUGCGUUAUUACCUGUGUACACUAGUCACUCUUUUUAUUCAGCCCACUGUAUAGAGAAACUUUGUGAUUUGAACGCUUGUCUUGUGCGAUAGGGAGCUUCACGAUUGUACACAUUUCUUGAAAUUGGUCGGUGGGAGGUUUUGCUCCCAGCGCCCAUUGUAUUUGCAUACCGGGGCCGACAAUGUUCCGGGCGAGUACUGAGUGCCCCUCCUUUUGUACACAUUAGUUUGUCAAAUUUUUGUCUUUACUUUUUUUUUUUUUUGGUUUUCUUGUGUAGAGAUUCUGGUAGACUGAUGACAGCUUGCAGUUUAUAGAACCUUAUUGUACCAUCAAUCUUGAUCAAAACCCUCUUGCCUUGUACCGCAAUUCUUCA
Coffea arabica (coffee) is the source of this 4811-nucleotide messenger RNA. NCBI's taxonomy places the organism in Eukaryota, Viridiplantae, Streptophyta, Magnoliopsida, Gentianales, Rubiaceae. The record is from RefSeq and is a predicted model, not a curated record.